Cuscuta campestris is the source of this 3050-nucleotide messenger RNA. NCBI's taxonomy places the organism in Eukaryota, Viridiplantae, Streptophyta, Magnoliopsida, Solanales, Convolvulaceae. The record is from the annotation of a GenBank genome assembly.
GUGACCUUCCUCCGGGUUUCCCAUUUUGUCCAUGGAUGAACAGAGGAAGGUCACAAAUCCUCCUCUAUAAAUAUGAUGAUAUUGGAUAGAGGAGGGGAUCCACCUGCCAUCCCAUUGAUGAUACCAGGCAUGGGGACGACCUUUGCCCCGAUCACCACGGUAGGAUCAGUUGGCAUGAUCCCAAUCAUGUCAACCCCUACUCCUGCGCCAACGACAACAAUGUUCCCAGGCUCGAUAACAACGCCUGGUGGAGCUUUCACACCAUACCCGUCAGCUUGGGCUCAGUUUGCUGCUGACCCGGCAAAUGCUCAGGCUCUACAGGGCUAUCAACAGGUGAUGGCCAUGAUGCAACAGGCAGGGGGCUUCAUGCCAUUUGCCUAUCCUGGUAUGACGCCGCCAAUCAUGCCACCUCCGAUGUCGAUCCCGUCGACAUUUGUCCCUAGGAUGGUCCCUAUACGCCCGGUGAAUCUGACGGGGACCAUGAAUGAAGCAGCACCCUCAAAUGUCUAUGAGGUCGAUGAGGCGGAGAAAGAGGCGGCCCGCAGGAGGAAGGGUAAGGCUAUAGCCAAACCCAGCAAGACCCGAGAUUCGGCGUUCAAACGCCUAGGGGACAAAGAGGACGGGCUCCGCAAGUCUGCCAAGCUACGUCUUGGUCCUGAGAUGGGCCGGACUAGCGCAAUGGAAAGACUUGGAGGGAAUCGUCCCGCCCAAUCUCGUCGUUCUAGGGAAUCUGAGACGAUUCACCUAGACGAGGAGGAAGCUGAAAGCCAGCCCAGGGCAUCGGCAUAUACCAGGCUCUCAUAUGAUGAGGAUGACCUGGACAAGAUAGGAAGCGUAGCAAGAAAGCUACGUGCCCUGGAAGAAAAGGUGGACGAGAAGGCGGGAGCAAAGAAGCACACCCUGGCCAAAUCACCCUUUUCGGCCAGGGUACAUGCACAAAAAUUGAGGCGGAAGGUCAAGCUGGACGUGGAGAAAUUCACUGGAAAGGAGGAUCCAAAUAUCCACCUUGACACCUUCCACAAUGCAGCACAGAUGGCCGGGUGCACUGAUGCUGAGGAGUGCUUGCUCUUCUUCUCAUCCUUGAGAGGGAGGCCUGUGGAAUGGUUUAACGGCCUUCCCCAUGGCAGGAUUGGGUCCUUUGAGAAACUUGCCGAAGUUUUCCGCAAGAAGUACCAGGACAACUGCAUUAAGAGGAAGAAGUUCACCUACCUUAACACGCGGGAGCUGGAAGAAGGCUACACAAAGGUGAAAUCUGACAAGCCGAAGAAGGAUGACCAGACGGGAGGGUCCAAGCCAAAGGCCACAUAUGACGGGUCCAUCCACCAAAUAAGGGAUGAUAAGAAGGGAGAGCAACCCAAGAGACCAUGGACGGAGAAGUGGUGCACAUACCACCAAUUCGAUUCCCACAACACGGCGGACUGCCGAAAUGUCAAGGCCGUGCUCAAGGAGAUGGCCUUGAACGGAGAGCUGGGGGAAGGUUAUGCAUCGGGGAAUAAAGAUCCAAAAGCGAACACCUGGACCCGUCCUCAGGGAAAAGACCAGGGGAGGAAAAAAUCUGGGAAGGAUAACAACAAGCCGGAUAAAGAAUUCAUCGAGAUGAUUGUCGGCGGCCCAGAAGGCGGGGACACUGCCUCCCAGCGGAAGAAUUGGGCUAGGAGCUUGCAUGUAGCGGUGGUUUCCCUGGAAUCACAAGGGAAGCAGGCAAAGAGGGAACCUAUCACUUUCACUGAUAGGGAUCUGCCUAGGACGGGGGGAGAUCAUAAUGACCCUUUGGUUAUUACAAUGGAUAUCAAUGGAGCUGAUGUGGCCAGGGUUCUGGUUGACACAGGAAGCAGUGUCAAUGUUCUAUACUUAGAUGCUUUCAAGAAAUUGAAGCUGGACAGAUCCAUGUUGAGACCGUUGCAAACUCCAUUGUCAGGCUUCACUGGAGCUAGCAUAGAAGCGGAAGGUCAGAUCACCUUACCAGUUACCUUGGGGUCGGGUAACAAAACAGUAACCAAGCAAAUGAGAUUUGUUGUGGUUGAUAUCAAGUGUGUACAUAAUGCCAUUCUUGGUAGACCUGGAAUCAACCAGGAUCUGACUGAGUAUGUGAUGGAGCAAAUCCCUAGGGGGGAAAACACUGAUGCUGACUUGCUAUCAAAAUUGACGCAAGCAGCCCCGGAGCAUGUGUCCAAGCUGGCCAGGAUUGAGACGCUGGAGAAAGCCAGCAUUGAAGGGUUUUCUGUUAGCAUGAUAGAGGAAGAUGGACAGCCCAAUCUAGAUCGAGUGGAGCCAUAUGAUAUUUGGAUGGAUGACUUGGUCAGGUACUAUAUGACCGGGCAAUUCCCUGAGGAUGAGGAUAGGGUAAGAAAAGUAAAGCUGAGGGCUCCAAGAUUCCAAAUGCUUGAUGGAAGGCUAUACAAAAGGGCAUUUGGCGGUCCGCUGCUGAGAUGCUUGACCAGGGCGGAGGCGGAAAGAGUGAUCGCCGAAGUUCAUGAGGGAACAAAUUGGCUAGAGGAGUUGCCACAUAUCAUCUGGGCUUACCGAGUCACUUCGAGAAGGGCCACAGGGGAAACACCCUUCGUCCUUACGUACGGGUGUGAGGCCAGACUACCCAUCGAAGCUAAAAUAAUGACCUUUCGGGAGAAGGUCUAUGAAGAAAAAGGGAAUGAGAAAGAUCAUUUAGCGAAGUUGAACUUCCUGGAAGAAAGGCGAAUGGUCGCUGAGGCCAAAAUGAUUGAAUACCAGCAAGCAGCCAAGGCCUACCAUGAUAACAAGGUAGGGCCUCGUUACUUCCAGGUGGGUGAUGAGGUCCUAAGACGAAGGGAGGCCAGCAAACCGGGAGACGGGGGAAAGCUUGCAAAGAAAUGGGAAGGCCCAUAUAGGGUCACAGCAAUAUUACGCCCUGGGACGUACAAGUUAGAAACCAUGGAAGGUAGAGAAUUGGAAAGGUGCUGGAAUUCCCACCACCUUAGAAAAUUCUACCGGUAGGCCAAAUUGGUAGGGUUUGCAUUUGUAAUACCCCUUCAAUGAUGAAUAAAAGCUUUCUUCAAUACAAGUGAUGUUGGGUC